AUGAAGGAAUCCGCAUCAAUACGCCAGCUGUGUUUCACUGCAGUCCUGUUCGGAGGAAUAAUCGUCGACUCGACAGGGCUAGAGUUCAUGGCAGCUCAGAACUCAUUCGCAUGGCUCCAGCUAACUCAGCCACUGGAGGGAAGCGAGGGGUCAGAGAGUGACAUGACUUUUGCAACCUCGGCAGUGAGCUCAGAACACUUUACAACACAACAUUCUAUGACCUCUGUAUUUGACUCGGAAUUUGAAUCAGACCUUUCAACGCCCGUAACGCCAUUUCCAACGGACGACACAAGAUCACAGACACUCAACUUCGCAGAAGCCCUUCAUCGUAUCCAAGUAGUGGAUCAUGGAGCAGAGGCAACCAGCUACAACGCUGAAACGCAGCCCCAGUACUGUUCUCUUGAUAUGCUUUCGAAUACAGGGCUUCCAUUGAGACAGAGAACCAUAAAUGAAGACGAAGUUUUCAUGCUCUUUGGUGCCUCAGAGACUUCCAGCUUUCAUGAACGGGACUCAACGGACAGUUUGUCAAGCAGAGAAGCGGCCAAGCCUUCUUCCACGUUGCUACUUACGUACGGAAAUGGCGGUCAUUUCGAACCACCCAAGUUAAUCGAACAAGAUCAACCGUCCUGGACGAAACAAUCCAUACCUCUAACUCCACCUGAGACGUGCAUCGGCGAUGAAGACGGGAGUCCUUGCAUCUCGGUGACUGAGACCGAUGAUUCCAGUGUAGAGGAUAUUGAAGAAAGAAAAGCCUUUGCUUGCCCGUAUCUCAGGCUCGAUGCAGUGCGCCAUAUCGACUGUUUAAGUCGCAGGCUCUAUCGCAUUCAAGAUGUGAAGCAGCAUCUUUCUCGCCGCCAUUAUACUAAGCGAGAUAGGACAAAAAACAUUUCUGACAAUAUAAAAGGAGUAAACACAAGGACUCAGAGAGUUCUGAAACUCCGCUUAGAUAGAAGAUUGUCACCAGAAAAGCAGUGGCAAGAGAUAUGGAAAACUCUGUUUGACCGGGCAUUGCCAAUUGAAGGGCCCUAUCUCGGGGACUCUAAGGAAGAAAUCGUUGGGAGUAUGAUUGCGAUAUGUAAGAAGGGAAGCAGCCGAGUUGUUCCAGGGAUAUUGAGAAGCCUAGGCCUUUCCAGCGAGAAAGGAAAAUCUGUUCAACAGUUGAUGGAAAAGCUUUUUAGUGGUUUUCAAGAAUUAUCAGAUGAGCGAUCGAACGACGGUGAUAUGGAGGAGACGGAGAAGCCUUCGACAUGCGGUGGCCUUGAUUCGAUACCACUGACACCAAAAGAUAUGGACUUUGAGUUUGACUUUAACCUACCACUACAGAGAUCACCCUUGCCGGAGAUUCAAAAUUCUUGCUCUGGUAUUGACAUGACGCAGAUACAGGAAUCCAACACGGUAAUAUCGACCGGAUUGCCAGAAUACGCCACUUUUGAGGAGAACGGCGAGGAGGACAUGUUGACGAGAUAUCUACCUACAAAGCUCCUGGAGGCAAAUGGCCAAGUGAACCCUCCCUGCACAGCUAGCAACAGUGAUUCGUACCCGACGUCACUGAAGGGCUCCAGGUGGGAGUAUGCAUGGGAAUGCGAUUACUGCGGCUUUGAAUACAUCUUUGAGCCCAGCGGAGCCGGCAGUGAUAUGAGGUGUUUCAAUUACCCAUGCCUAGGCCAGUUUCGCGGCAACUUUUGCUCAUUUUACAAGGUGCAUAUGUGA
This is a messenger RNA of Fusarium proliferatum ET1, 1710 nucleotides long. RefSeq lists its product as uncharacterized. The record is from RefSeq and is a predicted model, not a curated record. Bases 1 to 1710 code for a protein of 569 amino acids. The transcript has 2 exons. Lineage: Eukaryota; Fungi; Ascomycota; Sordariomycetes; Hypocreales; Nectriaceae.